Thelazia callipaeda (thelaziosis nematode) is the source of this 675-nucleotide messenger RNA. NCBI's taxonomy places the organism in Eukaryota, Metazoa, Nematoda, Chromadorea, Rhabditida, Thelaziidae. The record is from the annotation of a GenBank genome assembly.
AUUACACUGCGCAUUGAUUCGACUCAUGGUAUGGAAAGUUUGUAUCAAGAGACAAACUUAUUGGUACAGCGAGUGCAACUUGAUCUCGGAAUUUUAGAAGGCGCGAAAAAUGAAAAUGACGCACAGAAAAUAAUUCCCAGCAUUUAUCAACGGUUAAAGCAAAUCGAUGAAAAUUGUCAGCGUUUGGAUGUACUUACUAGAAAAGAACCGCCACAUCGUCGACGUACUGUAAAAUACAAAGUAGAUCAGUUAAGAUUUGAUUAUGAAUCGCUACAAAUGGCGGUUAAUAGUAUGCAUAUGCGAUUGACUAAUCAUUGGAGGGCUAUUGCAGAACGGGAAGAACUUCUUACUCAAAGAUUUCGUCCGAAUGAAACCACGCUUGUUCAAAUUGAAGAUAAUGAGUUAGUGCUGCAUGAUCGUUUGAAAUCCUCGCAUAGUGCAAUGGAUGAACUUAUCGGCCAUAGUAGCGCGAUCUUGGAACAAAUCCGUUUGCAAGGAAUGGGUCUAAGAGGAAUCAAGCGUAAAAUUUUGGAUGUAGGAGUCACGCUUGGUUUAUCAUCUACAACAUUACGGAUAAUUGAAAAAAGACUCAGUGAAGAUUCAAUAAUAUUUUGUGUAGGUUGUAUAUUUGUUCUUUUAUUCAUGUAUGUCUUUUAUCAAUUUUGGAAAAGUUGA